CCUAAACCCCUGAACCUGGUACUUGGUAAUGUAGGAAGUUGGGAUUUUACAAACCCAAAACGCUCAAACUUUCACCAUUUUGCAAAGGGCAAACCACAAUAAUAAUCAAGAGAUAGAAAGAAAAUGGCAAAGGAAUUCACAAAAUCAUCCAAAAUCAGCCAUAAAUUCAAAAGCAGAAGCAGUAAAAAUGGAGACAACAAUGGUGAAUUUGAUAAACAAGAAAAGGGUAAAACAGGUUUCAGCAAGAAAUUUACAAAAGAGAAGACUCAAAUUCGAUCAAACCCAUUAAAGGUAUCAUCUUUGGAAUCCAGCAAGAAGAAAUUUGGGGAAAAAAGGAAGAAAGUUGAGGAUUUUUCAGGAAAAAGCAGCAAAAAUUUGGGGAAUAAUUUUGAUAAGCAACUCAAUAAUGAUGAUAACAAGUAUAUCAGAAAAAACCCAUUGAAGUUUUCUUCUUCAGAAUCUGGUAAGAACAAAUUUGGGGAUAAUAGGAAUAAAUUUGAAGAGAAUUCGUCAAAAGUUUCAAUUUUGAGAAUUGAAAGGAAGAAAUUUGGGAAGAAAAAUUCUGAGGAUGAUUCAGUGGAAGCUAAACCAAAGAAGAAGAAGAGAGUGAUCAAGAUUGAUCGUUACGACUUUUCGAAUAAGCGGCUUGAUGAUGGAAAUGUGCUUAAUGAGAUAACCAAUCAACAGAAGAAGGAAGAGAAAAAAGAAGAGGUUGACAAAGUGGAAUUGUCAAUGAAUGCACAGUUCAGGGCAAUUAAACCAAGUCCUUCAAUCCUUACAUUUGUUGAGGACAAUUUAUUGGGUCGUAGACGCGAUAUUGAGCUAAGAAGGGCUGGCUAUAACACUGAACUCCCGGCGCCAUUGGAUAACAUACCCUUCUCCACAAGCACGGAUAGGGAAAGAAUUGAAGAAAGUGUAUUCAGGAAUAAGAUGGAGUUUUUCGCAGCUGCGAAAGUUUCUUCAUCAUUUCCCCCGCCUGAUCUCCCUGAGAUUGCGUUUGCUGGCAGGUCCAAUGUUGGGAAAUCGUCUCUACUUAAUUCACUUACCAGACAAUGGGGAGUUGUUCGGACUUCCGAUAAACCUGGUCAUACUCAGAGUAUAAACUUUUUUAAUCUUGGUACAAAGCUCAACUUAGUAGAUUUACCUGGUUAUGGUUUUGCUUAUGCAAAGGAAGAAGUCAAGGAGGCUUGGGAGGAUCUGGUAAAAGAGUAUGUUUCCACAAGAAUUGGGCUAAAAAGAGUUUGCCUUCUCAUUGACACCAAGUGGGGUAUGAAACCAAGGGAUCAUGAACUUGUUCAUUUGAUGGAAAGGUAUCAGACCAAGUAUCAAAUUGUCUUGACAAAAACAGACACGGUGUUCCCCCUUGAUGUGGCUCGUCGUGCUAUGCAGAUUGAAGAGACACUCAAAGAACAUAGAUCCAUUGUCCAACCUGUGAUGAUGGUCAGUUCAAGAUCUGGAGCUGGCAUUAGAUGUUUGAGAACAGCACUUUCGAAAAUAGCGCGAUUUGUUAAGCCUUGAACAAUUUUGGAUGGAUGUUGGGACUUUUUUUUUGGGAGCAGAUUUACAUGUUUAGGUUACUUCAAGUAGGCUUGAAAGUGCAAGACUUGGAUGACGCCUUUCAAAUUGAGAACAAUCAGUUAAAUGUAAUUUUUUCAUUAAUUCAUAAUGAAAUUUGGCAACUGGAAUUCAAUCAAAGGUAUAUUAGAAAGCAUUUAAAUAGUACAAUAAUAAGUGGCUUGUUGAUGCAUAUUA
Molecule: messenger RNA, 1752 nt
Organism: Chenopodium quinoa (quinoa)
Lineage: Eukaryota; Viridiplantae; Streptophyta; Magnoliopsida; Caryophyllales; Amaranthaceae
Exons: 10
Coding region: 124-1518 (464 amino acids)
Molecular function (GO): GTP binding
Source: RefSeq, a predicted model, not a curated record